CUGGUUACGGCCCAUCUCUAGUUUCUGAUACUCGUAAAAAAUUGUAAAUUUUGUUUACAUUUUAAGAAUUAGAAGAAAAAGAAGCAAUGAGAUUGAGAUUGCGACUGCAAUAACUUACUGUGAAACAAAGCAGCAGAGACAAAUCGGAAGGGGAACGGUCAGUUUUUCAAUGUUGCGUCUUUGAGUUAGCCAGCCCAGGGGAGCCAAUGUCUCGGCAACAUCAGCAACCAAAACAACGACGACGACGACCAAGGUACAAGCUGUUCAAUGCAAACAGUUUGUAGCAGCACAAAGAGCUGAGUCAGAGUUUGAGUGCAGGCAGGCAACUGUGUCCACGUGCGCCGCGCAGACCGAAGAAACAGGGUGGCAGGUGACCUCAUAGUCAGGCUUGCAGUACGACGUUGACACGCUGGACGAGAUUCAGGCUGAUACGCUUGGCUGGCAGUUAGUUUGCAUGCUAGGAAAGUGAAAGAGAGAUUUGUCUUUCGUUGUCCUCUUCUUUUGUUAAUUGAACUUAGAUCAUCAACGUGCACUGCCAUUAACUAUAAAAAGUAUAAAAACACAUAUUUAAAAAUAUUGUAAUUAGUAUAUAAAAACUUAACGAGUGUAACGACUACGGUUACAACAAAAUGUCCAACUCCCACUACAACAACCACCAGCAACACCAGAACAACUACCAACAGCAUCAGCAGCAGCCGCACCAUUCCAAGAGCAAUGGUGACGAUCGGCAUGGCGACUACGGCCACCAGCAGCAGCAUCAAGUGCUGCACCAUCAGCAACGCUAUUUAAAUGGCCACAGCUUGAAGCCAUUGGAUCGUGUCGCCGUGCCGGACAUGUGUCUUUUCUGCUUCGAGGUGCUUGACUGUGAGCUCAACAACAUCGACGGGCCGGGCGUGCCUAUGUUUAGUAAUGAUGCCUACCCCUUGUUCGUCACCUGGAAGAUUGGACGCGACAAGCGGCUGCGUGGGUGCAUUGGCACCUUCAGUGCCAUGCAGUUGCAUAACGGACUGCGCGAAUAUGCGCUAACCAGCGCCUUUAAAGACUCUCGCUUCGCACCCAUUUCGCGUGACGAACUGCCGCGACUGACCGUCUCUGUGUCCAUUCUGCAGAACUUUGAGGAGGCACAAGGUCAUCUGGAUUGGCAGCUCGGGGUGCAUGGCAUACGCAUUGAGUUUCUUACGGAGCGUGGCUGCAAACGCACAGCCACCUACCUGCCGCAGGUGGCCACCGAACAGGGCUGGGAUCAGACGCAAACUAUUGACUCAUUGCUACGCAAGGGCGGCUACCGAGCAGCUAUAACUCAGGAGUUACGCAAGUCCAUCAAGCUAACGCGCUAUCGCUCACAGGAGAUUCAAAUGCAUUACAAGGAGUACCGCGAGCAACUGGAGCGACGCAGUGCUCAAUUUGGCAAGGUGCAGUGCUAACAAUUAGACAAACCGGAGGUGGAGCACCAAUGAUCGUCCUGGCUCAAGGCGGGCAUAGUGCUCGUCGUGCUCCUCCUACUGCUAGCCAUUGAAUUUAGCCAGGGUGACGCGGAUCGUGACAACGGUAUUUCGGAUACUUUACCCUAUGCUUGAAUUAAGACGGACAUCCGUGUUGUUCGCUUCUUAAAAUAUUUGAAGUUAAUCAGCUCUUUAUUUUCUUUUUUCACCCAUUUUGUUGUCGUUUUAAGCUUGAAGGCUGCGACUGUGUUAGGUAGAAAGUGGCAUCAAUUUAACACAAUUUCUUUUAUACAAACAUGCAUAUUUGCUUAUUAUACUAGUAUAAACGUCGUUGAGCAAUCAAAUCAAUUAGAAAUAAUUUACAAAAACAAAAAAUUAGUUACCUUUUAAGUUAAACAUUUUCUCAAAUUCUUUUUUAUCGUACCCCCAAUUGCUGGUUUCUACUGUUAAACCAUAUACUUGCUAUAUAUAAAAACCUAAAAAUAAUAAAAAUGAAAACGAAGCAAAAACUUAAAAAUACACAAAUUCAAGUUUAAC
This is a messenger RNA of Scaptodrosophila lebanonensis, 1979 nucleotides long. RefSeq lists its product as uncharacterized. The transcript has 4 exons. Bases 630 to 1424 code for a protein of 264 amino acids. The record is from RefSeq and is a predicted model, not a curated record. Lineage: Eukaryota; Metazoa; Arthropoda; Insecta; Diptera; Drosophilidae.